AUGAAGAACCUGGAGACUCCAAACCCUGGAGUACGCUCCAGGCUAGAAUUCCUCCCUUCAACAAAAUCGAAUGCUUGUUUUGGUACUCCACAUAGAUUUAUAAAAGUACUCUUUGAUCUUUUCUUAUAUCUACGACUUUCAAAGGAUUAUAAGAUGCAGAUUUUUGUGAAAACUCUUACGGGGAAAACAAUUACACUAGAAGUCGAGCCUUCCGAUACCAUUGAGAAUGUCAAAGCUAAGAUUCAAGACAAGGAGGGUAUUCCACCAGAUCAGCAGCGUUUGAUCUUUGCUGCUAAGAUUCAGGACAAGGAGGGCAUUCCCCCAGACCAGCAGCGUCUGAUUUUUGCUGGUAAGCAAUUGGAAGAUGGUCGCACUCUCUCAGAUUAUAACAUUCAGAAAGAAUCAACUCUGCAUCUUGUAUUGCGUCUGAGAGGUGGAAUGCAAAUCUUUGUAAAGACCCUUACUGGUAAAACAAUUACUCUGGAAGUUGAACCAUCAGAUACCAUUGAAAAUGUCAAAGCUAAGAUUCAGGACAAGGAGGGCAUUCCCCCAGACCAGCAGCGUCUGAUCUUUGCCGGUAAACAAUUGGAAGAUGGCCGCACACUUUCAGACUAUAAUAUCCAAAAGGAAUCUACUCUGCAUCUUGUAUUGCGUCUGAGAGGUGGAAUGCAAAUCUUUGUAAAGACCCUUACUGGUAAAACAAUUACUCUGGAAGUUGAGGCAUCAGAUACCAUUGAAAAUGUCAAAGCUAAGAUUCAGGACAAGGAGGGCAUUCCCCCAGACCAGCAGCGUCUGAUCUUUGCCGGUAAACAAUUGGAAGAUGGCCGCACACUUUCAGACUAUAAUAUCCAAAAGGAAUCUACUCUGCAUCUUGUAUUGCGUCUGAGAGGUGGAAUGCAAAUCUUUGUAAAGACCCUUACUGGUAAAACAAUUACUCUGGAAGUUGAACCAUCAGAUACCAUUGAAAAUGUCAAAGCUAAGAUUCAGGACAAGGAGGGCAUUCCCCCAGACCAGCAGCGUCUGAUUUUUGCUGGUAAGCAACUGGAAGAUGGCCGUACACUUUCAGACUAUAAUAUCCAAAAGGAAUCUACUUUGCAUCUUGUCUUGCGUCUCAGGGGUGGAAUGCAAAUCUUUGUAAAGACCCUUACUGGUAAAACAAUUACUCUGGAAGUUGAACCAUCAGAUACCAUUGAAAAUGUCAAAGCUAAGAUUCAGGACAAGGAGGGCAUUCCCCCAGACCAGCAGCGUCUGAUUUUUGCUGGUAAGCAAUUGGAAGAUGGUCGCACUCUCUCAGAUUAUAACAUUCAGAAAGAAUCAACUCUGCAUCUUGUAUUGCGCCUGAGAGGUGGAAUGCAAAUCUUUGUAAAGACCCUUACAGGUAAAACAAUUACUCUGGAAGUUGAGGCAUCAGAUACCAUUGAAAAUGUCAAAGCUAAGAUUCAGGACAAGGAGGGCAUUCCCCCAGACCAGCAGCGUCUGAUCUUUGCCGAUACCAUUGAAAAUGUCAAAGCUAAGAUUCAGGACAAGGAGGGCAUUCCCCCAGACCAGCAGCGUCUUAUUUUUGCUGGUAAGCAACUGGAAGAUGGCCGUACACUUUCAGACUAUAAUAUCCAAAAGGAAUCUACUUUGCAUCUUGUCUUGCGUCUCAGGGGUGGAAUGCAAAUUUUUGUAAAGACCCUUACUGGUAAAACAAUUACUCUGGAAGUUGAGGCAUCAGAUACCAUUGAAAAUGUCAAAGCUAAGAUUCAGGACAAGGAGGGCAUUCCCCCAGACCAGCAGCGUCUGAUCUUUGCUGGUAAGCAAUUGGAAGAUGGUCGCACUCUCUCAGAUUAUAACAUUCAGAAAGAAUCAACUCUGCAUCUUGUAUUGCGUCUGAGAGGUGGAAUGCAAAUCUUUGUAAAGACCCUUACUGGUAAAACAAUUACUCUGGAAGUUGAACCAUCAGAUACCAUUGAAAAUGUCAAAGCUAAGAUUCAGGACAAGGAGGGCAUUCCCCCAGACCAGCAGCGUCUUAUUUUUGCUGCUAAGAUUCAGGACAAGGAGGGCAUUCCCCCAGACCAGCAGCGUCUUAUUUUUGCUGGUAAGCAACUGGAAGAUGGCCGUACACUUUCAGACUAUAAUAUCCAAAAGGAAUCUACUUUGCAUCUUGUCUUGCGUCUCAGGGGUGGAAUGCAAAUUUUUGUAAAGACCCUUACUGGUAAAACAAUUACUCUGGAAGUUGAGGCAUCAGAUACCAUUGAAAAUGUCAAAGCUAAGAUUCAGGACAAGGAGGGCAUUCCCCCAGACCAGCAGCGUCUUAUUUUUGCUGGUAAGCAACUGGAAGAUGGCCGUACACUUUCAGACUAUAAUAUCCAAAAGGAAUCUACUUUGCAUCUUGUCUUGCGUCUCAGGGGUGGAAUGCAAAUUUUUGUAAAGACUCUUAUGGUAAAACAAUUACUCUGGAAGUUGAGGCAUCAGAUACCAUUGAAAAUGUCAAAGCUAAGAUUCAGGACAAGGAGGGCAUUCCCCCCAGACCAGCAGCGUCUGAUCUUUGCUGGUAAGCAAUUGGAAGAUGGUCGCACUCUCUCAGAUUAUAACAUUCAGAAAGAAUCAACUCUGCAUCUUGUAUUGCGUCUGAGAGGUGGAAUGCAAAUCUUUGUAAAGACCCUUACUGGUAAAACAAUUACUCUGGAAGUUGAACCAUCUGAUACCAUUGAAAAUGUCAAAGCUAAGAUUCAGGACAAGGAGGGCAUUCCCCCAGACCAGCAGCGUCUUAUUUUUGCUGGUAAGCAACUGGAAGAUGGCCGCACACUUUCAGACUAUAAUAUCCAAAAGGAAUCUACUUUGCAUCUUGUGUUGCGUCUCAGGGGUGGAAUAUUUAGUAACCAAAAGCCACACUUGGUGAAAAUACAA
This is a messenger RNA of Iphiclides podalirius (scarce swallowtail), 2892 nucleotides long. Lineage: Eukaryota; Metazoa; Arthropoda; Insecta; Lepidoptera; Papilionidae. The record is from the annotation of a GenBank genome assembly.